CCGUGUUGAAUGGCACGGCUGACCCGAGGGCGCUUCUGAGAGGUAUAACCCUUGACAUUGACAGGGCAGCCCUCGAGGCCGAUGAUGACCAAUCCCUCGAGGACAGGAUCCUCCGGUCUUCCCUCACGACCUGCAUUGCCCUCGGGGAGCAGGCCCGACGGCUGGAGGAAUGGCGCCUCCACAAAGCUGGGCAAGACGCAAAGAUGAAGGAGCUAAUUCUCAAGGACUCCAAGGCCACGAAGCUGAUGGCCCAGCUUGAAGAGGACCUCCAGCUUGCGAGAGCGGAAGCCGGAAGGCUUAGGGAGGAGAAAGCCAAAGCUGAGGAGGCUGCUGCGGAGGCCGCAAGGAAAGCCGCCGAGGAGGCCGAGGCCAUCAGAGCGAAGGCUGUCGCCACAGCCCGGGAGGAGGCCAUCUCCGGGUUCCUGGAUGGGGGGUGGAAGGCC
This is a messenger RNA of Cuscuta europaea, 443 nucleotides long. Lineage: Eukaryota; Viridiplantae; Streptophyta; Magnoliopsida; Solanales; Convolvulaceae. The record is from the annotation of a GenBank genome assembly.